Molecule: messenger RNA, 2160 nt
Organism: Caenorhabditis sp. 36 PRJEB53466
Lineage: Eukaryota; Metazoa; Nematoda; Chromadorea; Rhabditida; Rhabditidae
Source: the annotation of a GenBank genome assembly
AUGACCCAAAAUACUCUAAACGGCGCCAAAUUCUACGAGCUCAGAAGAUCACCUCAAAAAAUGGCAGAGAGCUUUGAGAUUAAAGGUGAGUCGAACUUUAAAUCGAUAUUGUAUAGUUGCGAAACGUCCAAUGGGUUUCAAAAAUGUUCUUGUGAAUAGUUAAGGUCCAGUAGAGUAUUUUUGUAGUUGACACUUUUUCUCUACGCCCAUUCCUUGGAUUACUGCAGGUCUUAGAAGUUGGCAUAGAAAAAACACACCUUUGAGUAGUCCCAACUUCCAAGAGCUACAGUAAUCCAGUGAGUGGUUUUAGAGAACAUUGCUCAACUGCAAAAAUAAUGUACCAAGUGUCAUGUACUAACUAAAAUAGUUUAAAAGCUAAUAAUUUUCAGCUUCCGGAAAUUUCACCCCCGUCGCCAUAUGUACUGCCGAAAAAAUCGGUCUGCAGCUCAACGAGAACUUUGCUGACAUUCGGAUUUUCGUCUCUGAACACUCACUCAAUCCAGAUUGCACCAGAAGAUUUUCGCUGGAUUUGGAUCCGCAAUUUGUGACCACUAUUGAUGGGCCGUGUGGAGUUCGACGCGUUUUCAAGGUGAUUUCCAGCAUUUCAUGCUAAAACUGGAGUGUGUAGAAUUUUUUUAUUUGAAAAAAUGUAUGAAAUUCCAGGGCGUUCCAUCGCAAACGGUUCAAUAUUCUCUCCGUCUUAUUGUUUCCCAUAAUCCUGAAGAAAUAACUGAAUAUGAUAAAAUCUACGACGUCGUCUGCUCGUUACAAUUGAAGACUAUGGAAGUUCGAGCUUCCUAUGAUCUUAUGUGAGUUACAAAUCACUUUUCGAUAAUUCUCUAACAUAUUUCAGUACACCUACCAACUCUGUAUUAUCCUCAAACGCUCCAAAAAUACGACCAGGACCAAAGUGCAAAUAUUCAUUACAUUUCGGAACAGUUCAAGGUCCCAAGACGGCUCAAGCUCAUGUUGGAGAAGUGGUAUUUUUGAACAAAAUAUGUUUUUGAUAAAAAAAAAACGUUUUUCCCAGAUUUAUCACCGGUGGAAAUGUGCGGCGCCGUUACGUGAUGAUGGAUAUCAGAAUAGUUAUAUUUUUAAAGUGUAUGCAUGUGUGGUGCAUGACGAAAACAACCGGACGUACACAAUAAUCGAUGAGAACGGAUGUUCGUUGGAUGAAGAGAUUAUACCCACUCCCGAGUACGAUAUCGACAAAGGACUCAUUUAUACGCCGAGCCGCGCUUUUCGGUCAGUUUUGUGCGGUUGCGAAAUGUCCAUUGGGGAUACACGUUAUUUUUUUGAAAACUUGACAUUUAGUACUACACUUUUGUAGUUGACCAUUUUUCUGUACAAGAAAAUUUGAUGUUGAAUUUGAUGAUGAAACAAAAACAGUUUCUGAAAAAUAAAUAAAUGAUGAUGCAGUUUGAAAGUCCGCAACUUUGCGUAACGGUACUUUUUGUAUACCGUAUAAGUUUCAGGGUGCCCGGACAACUAGUAAAAAAGUUAUCCUAAAAAUCCAUUUUUUCAUAUAUUAAUGGCCAGCACUGUAUGUCCAAUUUUGCGACCCCUUCAAACAAAUCCGACAAUUGUAGAUUCGCAAAUUCGAACCACGUUCAUUUCAAAUGCAUGAUCUCGGUGUGCUCGGGAAACGAGCCCGAUUGUCGGAAUAGUGUAGUAAGUACCUUUGUUCGCCUUUCCGACACUGAAAACUCAUUUUUCAGCCUCCGAAAUGCACGAAACGACACGCGAAAAAGCAGCGGAGACAAUUGCCGGAGGAAAUGACGAUCGAGCAGAGAUUGCUGCGAAUUCAUGAAAUGAUGAAGGCGAAAACGGAGAGAAACGCGCAGAAUUUCACAUUGGAACAAACUGGAGAAGGGGAAAAUGCCCGGAAUGGGGUAAUUGUGGAGGCACAGCCGCUGAGCAUUAUUACCACGGAUUACGGUAGCUUUUUUACCUCAUUUUUGACGCUCGUGCUAUUUUGCAGACGUCAUCAAAUACCAGCACGUACUUCGAACCUAUCAAAUCUGGACAUGGAUUCUCUGCGCCCUCAACGUAUUCCUCGUCAUUUUGUGUGUUCUGGUCACAUUUCGACUGCUCAAAAAUAAGUAUAUUAUGGAUAUAAAGGACACCUCGAACACUGUUUUCCGACGGGUUCCUUUUUGA